Aureobasidium pullulans EXF-150 is the source of this 846-nucleotide messenger RNA. RefSeq lists its product as uncharacterized. Lineage: Eukaryota; Fungi; Ascomycota; Dothideomycetes; Dothideales; Saccotheciaceae. The transcript has 2 exons. The record is from RefSeq and is a predicted model, not a curated record. Bases 1 to 846 code for a protein of 281 amino acids.
AUGGACGACAGAAACAUGCUCUCGUCUUUCGAGGAGUUCUCAUAUGCUGCACCGGUAUUCCAGUACCUGUUCGCACCUCCCGAAGACCCCCACCGUCCCUCGCUGCCUGCCGAGGUGCGCCAGCUGAUUCUCAGCAUGGUGCUCGCGGCCAAGGUUCGCGGGGAUUUAGGAAUUCGAUCAAGCAAGGUCGUACUUCUAACAAGCAAAGGUUGCGCCGAGUACCAAGAGAAUCCUAGACCGGUCAACUUCAAAAAGGACCAGUUAAACAUCAUGUUGGUGAGCAAAGCCAUUAGCGCCGAAGCGAAGAAGACGCUACUGGAUGGUUUGGUGAUCAAAUUCACCAAGCACGAGGACUUCGUUGUCUUCAUGACCCAAAAGGUCAAAAUGUUCGGACUGCCAUGCCCCAUCAGAUUUGCGCAGUUCUCGCAGCAUAUUCGCAACUUCGAGUUCGCGUUCGUUAUCCCCGGAUGGUAUGAAGGUGCACACGGUUGCCUGAAAGCUCUGAUGCUCCUGAUCGAGCUGGGAAUCAAGCGUAACAUCCAGAUCACUGUCAGAGGAGGAGACGGUGGUUGGAGCAGUGGAAUCUGGAGGGACAACCUUGCGCGCCUCCACGAGGCCAUCGAAGAGGUCAAUUUCUAUCAAAACAUGUUCCCAGAUCUCCCCCUUUGGGAUGAGUUCGAAUCGACUAACUUCACCAACUCUUUCGCUGGCCAAAUUUUCGCCAUUCCUCAGUUCGACGUCUCUGUUAUCUGCGACCGCCAGCUUGAGUACGACCUAAACGAAAAGAUGCACAUUUGGACUCUGUUCAACGAACCUGAUCCCUACGCCCUCCAGAGUGAGGUCUGA